Messenger RNA from Fusarium graminearum PH-1, 381 nucleotides. RefSeq lists its product as uncharacterized. NCBI's taxonomy places the organism in Eukaryota, Fungi, Ascomycota, Sordariomycetes, Hypocreales, Nectriaceae. The record is from RefSeq and is a predicted model, not a curated record. The transcript has a single exon. The coding region runs from base 1 to 381 and encodes 126 amino acids.
AUGAAUGAUAACUCGCUUCUGCAUUGGUUCUAUUCAAUGGCAUUAAGAAUAAUACUGUGUCAUAGUCUGGCCUCUCUACUGGUAAACAUGAGGCCAGGACUUCCAAACAACAACUCCAGAUACCGAGAUCACUUGCUUAAUGUCAAGGAUCCUUCCUUUUUAUCCACAUGUCCGAGCUUUGCCUUGUCUCCUUUGUCGUCUCAUCACAUCCAGUACAUCGACAAUACUCAUCCCAUCCUUGCGUCAGUUUGGACCUCGAGCCGGUAUCAGCUCUGCGCUGCUCGAGAAAGACCAAACGAAAAAAAAGUGGUCAUGAAUCCCAUCAAACGCCGUCCAGGAGCCAGGAAUCAAGAACUCCUGGUGCACAAAAACCCAUCAUAA